AUGGCAGCUUAUCAGAUCUAUGAAGCUGUUCAAAAUCGAACUGAGAAGGACUAUAUCAAGCACUGCAAUGACACGGACUUGCGAUGGCUUCGUUAUGCUGGAUUGGUGAAAUUUCACGGUGGAGAAGGUUUUGACUCGACCAAUACUAUUCUUCCGGAGAUUGCAGCAUUUUUUGCAUCUGUCAUUUCUUUUGUGAUUGUGGCUGUGCUACCGCACAGGAGAGAGAAUUUGGAUGUAGUUGGUCCAGUUCGACCAGUGCGCAUGGACGAAAAUGGUAGCACCGUAAAAGGUAUUGGCACCAGUUCGCUAGUAGUUGCUCUGAAGAGAUUCUCAAAUUUUGCAAUAAUUGUGAUGUCCGCAUUGGUUGGAUGCAUACAGCCAUCACUUCUCAAUAGCGUUUACUUCUUGUCAUUCCUUUUUGUGGCCAGCUGGUGGGCACUUUACAAGCCACUACGACAUGGUGUAUACAAUAAAGUCAAAAAGUUCCUGCUUUUCUUCGCUGCUUUGCACAUCUUAGUCGUCUAUGUCUACCAAAUCCCAAUCGUACAGGAGCUCUUACCAGGAAAUUCCAUUAUAGCGAGAUAG
Cylicostephanus goldi is the source of this 585-nucleotide messenger RNA. The record is from the annotation of a GenBank genome assembly. NCBI's taxonomy places the organism in Eukaryota, Metazoa, Nematoda, Chromadorea, Rhabditida, Strongylidae.